GGGAGAACAACAGCUAAGCAGUCUAACCGACACAAAAUACAAUGUGAAUAAUUAUAUGGGGGAAUGGAAGAAGCACGCACCCUCCGGCACAUCCCUUCCUGGAUGGCCACCAUCCUAGUCUUCACAACAGCCCUCUCCUUGGUCUGCACACAUCCAUCGUUUCUUUUCUCACCUGUUGGCAAUGACGGCAGCCCGGAAGGAAAUGCGAGAAUCAGAUAUAGUCAGUUCAAUGAGAGACACCCAUACCUUUGCCCUCGUACCACCAGUACAUGCCCAAUGGCCCCAUCGCCGGUAUCGAGUUGCAGUAAAGUGAGGGAGAGAGGAGGGAGGGAAUAAUCAAUUCGGACUCCGAGUU
Molecule: messenger RNA, 355 nt
Organism: Desarmillaria tabescens
Lineage: Eukaryota; Fungi; Basidiomycota; Agaricomycetes; Agaricales; Physalacriaceae
Exons: 2
Coding region: 64-336 (90 amino acids)
Source: RefSeq, a predicted model, not a curated record